Molecule: messenger RNA, 6208 nt
Organism: Neolamprologus brichardi
Lineage: Eukaryota; Metazoa; Chordata; Actinopteri; Cichliformes; Cichlidae
Source: RefSeq, a predicted model, not a curated record
GCUGGUUCUUGCUGAGCGCAGAGCUCAUGGCUGUCCCUGGCUAAGACACACGCAGAUGCACAUAGGAGAGAAACACAACAAGAACAUCUCUAUACGUACUGGGGGAAUCUCACCAUAGUCUCAUUAUGUAUCUGCUAGAUAAUGGUCUGAACAAUAAUUCUAGAGCAAGGAUGACGACUGUGGAACACAUUUUGGUCUUUCUGCUGAUUUUGAUCCCUUCAUGUUACAACAUGCAGACAGCACCUCGUAUCAUCACAUUAUUAGAGACAGUGGACGUUCUACUGGAUCACAAUGCCACCUUCAUCUGUGAGGUGGAGUCACACCCCCCUGCUGAGAUUACCUGGACCAAAAAUAAUCACCAAAUUAUGUACUAUGACACACGGUACCUUACCAAGGAAAAGGGUCAGAUGUUAAUCAUCCCACAUGUAAGAGAGUCAGACAAUGGGGAGUAUUGUUGCCUUGCCAGUAAUGGCAUUGGAGAACCUGCCAAGAGCUGUGGAGCGCUUCAGCUAAAGAUGAAGCCACAGAUCAAAAGGCAUCCCACCAAUCUAACACUACUGGUAGAAUCCAAAGCAGUGUUGCCCUGUGUUACCCUUGGCAACCCUAAACCAGAUGUCACGUGGCUCAAAGAUGAUGAGCUUAUCAAGGUCAAUGACCGUGUUACUAUUCUCGACUAUGGGGCAUUGAAAAUUCAUAACAUACAGAAAGAGGAUGCAGGACAGUACCGCUGUGUGGCCAGGAAUAGCUUUGGUUUGGCCUUUUCAAAGCCUGUCACCAUAGAAGUACAAGCUCCAGCACGAAUCUUGCGGGUUCCAAAGGACAAAAGGGUGGCGUAUGGCAGCCAGAUUUCCCUAGAAUGUAAUGCCACUGGAAAUCCAGUCCCAACCAUUACCUGGCUGGAAAACGGGAAUACUAUCUCCGGAGCCUCAGUAGAGGAGACAUUAGUGGGAGAGGUGAUACUCUCUGUUCUUAAGGUGACGGUGACUAAGCCAGCCCUAUAUACGUGCCUGGCUUCCAACAGACACAAUGCUGGAGCCAACACUGUCAAAGCAACUGCAAAAGUCACUGUUGCAGGUGAGUGGAGACUUUAUAAGGGGAUCGCAGGCUACUGCAGUGCAUAUCGUGGAGAUGUUUGCCGCACAAUAUUGCACGACGAUUUGCUGGUUUUCUUUAACUCGUCCUUCUCAAACCCUGAGGACACGCAGGAGUACUUUCUUCAGAGCUGGUGGGCAGAGGUAGAAGGGCUCAGUGGGGUGUGCGGUCCUGCAUUACGCUCAUUGCUCUGCCACGCUUCCUUUCCUGACUGCAACCCAUCAGGGCUAGGACCUGCACCAAAACCUGUCUGCAGAGAACACUGCCUGGCAGUGAAGGAGCUGUACUGCCAUAAGGAGUGGCUGAUAAUAGAAGGCAGCAGUUCAGUCCAGUCUGGACUCUUCAGCUCUCUCACCGGGUCCCAGGCUCCCGUUUCACUGCUGCCAAAAUGUCAGACCUUACCAAGUCUUCACACAGACCCUGAUGGUUGUACAUAUGUUCCUUUUGCAGACAUCAAGAAAGAUCUAAUUACAAAAACAUGUUACAAUGACCGAGGUUAUUUCUACCAGGGUAGUGUGAAUGUAACCAGGUCUGGGACACCAUGUCAACCAUGGAACCAACAGGUUCCCCACCAGCACCAUUUGUCAGUGGAUGUCAUUCCAGAGUUGAAGAAUUCAGGCAAUCACUGCAGAAACCCAGGAGGAAUCAGUGACAAGCCCUGGUGUUAUACCUUAAAUCCGAACAUACGCUGGGAGUACUGUGCUGUUCCACAGUGUGGGAAAACAAGCAUAGCAUCAGUAGUGAAGCCAGAGUCUAGAGACCCUCUCCAGACCCCUCAUUUCCCUCCCAUGACCACAACAUCAUCUCCAGCUUACUCAAUGUCUGUCAUCGUCGUUAUCCUGACUGCUCUUGCAACUGCAGUAUUUCUUGCCAUUAUCAUUCUUGGCUGCCGCAGAUGGAAGAAGCAACUGAGGAAUCGGAAGAGAAGAGUAAUAGAGACCCCGAUGUUGAACGCCCUUCCAUCAGAGCUAUUGCUCGAUCGACUCCACCCUAACCCCAUGUACCAGCGUGUUCCCCUGCUGCUGAACUCAAAACUGUUGGCCCUUGAGUAUCCCCGAAAUAAUAUUCAAUACGUCCGAGAUAUCGGGGAAGGAGCCUUUGGACGAGUUUUCCAAGCCAGAGCUCCAGGCCUGCUACCCAUGGAGUCUUUCACAAUGGUUGCUGUGAAGAUGUUGAAGGAGGAAGCUUCAGCUGACAUGCAGAAUGACUUCCAGAGAGAGGCAGCACUCAUGGCCGCAUUUGACCAUCCAAACAUAGUUCGACUCUUAGGUGUGUGUGCAGUGGGUAAACCAAUGUGUCUGAUGUUUGAGUAUAUGGCCCAUGGUGACCUCAAUGAGUUCCUGCGUCGCAGAUCUCCAACCCAGUCAGUGCGCACCCUCAGUCGUGCUAGCUUGUCGGGUCGCAGUUUCUCCUCUGAGCUGGAGGCCGGGCUUCUCUCUUGUACAGAGCAGUUAUUGAUUUCCAAGCAGAUUGCUGCAGGAAUGGCAUACCUGUCUGAGCGCAAGUUUGUCCAUCGUGACCUGGCGACACGGAACUGCCUGGUUGGAGAGGAAAUGGUGGUAAAGAUUGCAGACUUUGGCCUCUCCAGAAACAUCUACUCAGCUGAUUACUACAAAGCCAAUGAAAAUGAUGCCAUCCCCAUUCGCUGGAUGCCUCCAGAGUCUAUAUUCUACAAUCGCUAUACUACAGAGUCAGAUGUGUGGGCCUAUGGUGUGGUGUUAUGGGAGAUCUUCUCACAUGGGAUGCAGCCAUAUUAUGGUAUGGGUCAUGAGGAGGUUAUUUACUAUGUGAGGGAUGGUCACAUUCUUUCCUGUCCUGAGAACUGUCCUUUGGAGCUCUAUAAUCUGAUGAGGCUCUGUUGGAGUACACACCCAUCAGACAGGCCCAGCUUCAGCAGCAUACAUCGGAUACUAGAACGUAUGCAUCAAAACAGACUAAGCAUGAAUGCUCACACUGAAGCUGAUGCUGACUGUUAACUGGUUUUCCCUGUACAAAAGGCAUUGAUUUGCUGUUUUAAUGAUUUAAUGAAUACUUACAUUGGGCCCAAGCACUCAGUGCUGGGGAAAAAUUAUUUGUCUCCUUCACGAUUUCUUAUUUUAUUUUAUUUACUUUAUUUAAUUUCAGUUUUGCAUAUUUGUUAUACUUACAUAUUUCACUUGAUCAACCACAUUUUAAUUUUAGAUAGAAAUAGCCAAAGCAUGCAGUUUUUAAAUGAUGCUUUAAUUCAUUAAGCAGAAAAUGCUAUCCAAACCUACCUGGCCCUAUGUAAAAAAGUAAUUGCCCCCUAAACCUAAUAACUGGUUGCACCACCUUUGGCUGCAAGAACUUGUACAACACUGUGGAGGAAUUUCUUUGCCCACUUUUCUUUGCAGAACUUAAUUUAUUGGAAGGUUUUCUAGUAUGAGCAGUCUAAGGCAAUCCUAUACCACUCCAAAACCUUCGUUCUAUGUGCUUGCAGUGGGCUGGCCACUCCUAGUAAGUGUCAGGACAAGUUUUCUUUAUUUGUGGAUAAUGGCUUUCACUGUGAUUUGCUAGAGUCCCAAAGCCUUAGAAAUCCCUUUGUAACUCUUUUCAGAUUUAUAGAUGAAUGUGUAUACAGUGAAUUUGUUCACAUUUAUUCUUGGGUUUCUUGAGAUCAUGGUAUGAAUUAUUUCAUUUUAAGGACUUAUAGCCUAUUUCAUUUAGUCAAACAGGUUCUAGUUAAGUUUUUUUUAUUUAACAUGUCUGGUGUGAUCCAGCCAGACCACAACAUAAAGGUGGCCCAUCCUAAUCAGACUUCAAGCAGCCACAUCACACAGUUGGUACAAUUUUACAAUGAUUUUUUUUUUUUUUUUUUUUUAUAAUAUGUUAUUUCUUUAGGAUGGAACACUAAUAAGGAGCUGGGUGUAACUUCAGGGUGGCCUUUAUACCAAAACAACAAACAAAAAGAAACGAUAUGAAAUAUUUAUCAAACUUACCUAAGCAAAAAAAAUAAAUAACCAAAUUGCAAUAACUGACCUCUGUACAUAAGAUAAGGAGAGAAAACUAAAAUAAAAAGGCAGUCCACAGCAGCACUGUACUUUGCAUGCUCAGCUGGUUAAGUAAUUGCAGUCAUUUUCUUUUUGCAGCUUGUCUGUUCAGGAGACUGAACAUGGCCAUAUUGUAGUCAUUUGUAUGUUGCUACUUCAGAAUUCAGGAUUUCAGUUUCUGACUGUUUACCGGGAGCUGUCCAAAUGACAGGUUCACUUUUGAAAAAUGUUAAACCUGAAUCAAUUAACUCACCCCAGACCCUAAGUCUCUGAAAUACUUGGAAACUAACCAUACAGAUAUACCAUGGUCAUUUUUAGCAGUAGUUGCUCUUGUACCGCAUUCAUCUGUUUUUUUCUUUUUCUCAUUGAGAGUUUUUUUUUGUAAACAUUGAUGAAAAUUUAGCAAAUGCUCUGAAUAGGCUCAAUGUGACCCUAAAGUUCGCUGGGCAGAAAGAGAGAAUCUACACUUGAAAGGUUUUUUCUUUAACAGUGUUGUAGAAAGGGAUUGAUGAUAUAUUUAUUAUAAGAUUGUACACAACAUUUCUCUUCAAGUCAGCUUGCUUAUUCCACAGUGGCACACAGUCACUUUAAAUCACUGAUGAUUGUUUUAAGUUGGUAUUCCACUACGGGGCAUUCUGUUUUUAUUUGUGUUUCUUUGGUUUUAGUUUUCUUUUAUAGAUGUGUUUUAGAUUGUUAUUGAUAUUUCUUGAACAUAUGAGCAAAUUACAGUAGGCAUAAGUUCAUUAAUUCUCCUCACUUUCAUUUACAUUUCUCAUACAGUUCCUCGCUGAAGCACUAAAACUCACAUAUUAUGAAUAGAGUUAUUAAUGGGACUCGUUCUACUGACAUAAAUAGACUCUUGUAAGUGACAAACUGCCAACAUGUCUUUACAUCCUCAUUUUGAAAAUAUAAAUAUAGAACGGAAGCUUAUUAGGUCAGCUAGGUUAGAGAUCAUACUUAGUGCUCGUACUCUUUAACCUUUUUUCUUUGGUAAAAAUUCAAUUUUGGUUACAUUAAUAGAAUAAAAAAAGCUAAGAUAUUCAUUUCUAAAAAAAACAAACAUGUUGAUUUUGUCUAAGAAUGACUGACUUAACUGUCUUCUUUUAAAAUUUGCCAUGUUGUUACUUUUUUUUGCUGUAUUUGUUGCAUUAUAUCAGUAAUGUUUUGGGCUUUUUCCCUUUUGUUUAUCAUACAUUCACAUUAAGUAUAUUUCUUUGUAUUGCUUGCAAAUAAACAGAAUUAUUGAACAGUUUGUACAUCAGAUCUAAAUGUGACUUUCUUUUUUUUUUUAGAGUACAAUGAAUCUUUUUUCACAAGGUCUGCAUGCAUCUGAAUUCAGGAAGUUAGAAAGGGAUAUUUACACUUGCCAUCAUACUUAACCCAAAACGCCUCUCUAAAGAAGAAAACCCAACAAUGUCCACAAUCACUUUCAAAGGUGUGUUGCUCUGGUUCAGGAGCUCCUACUGACAUUAUCACUGGUAGAGUUUUCGCUCUCUGAGCCCAAACUAUAUCUUAUUUUAUUUCAUUGCACGUCUCGCUUUAUACAAGGCCCUUAGUAUCUUAUUAUGUCAGUUGUUGUUUUUCCUCAGUGCAAGAGGAUGCAUUAGAGAAAUGGUGCUACACAAAGCAUUUUUACCAUGAAUUUCUAUGUGACUGCAAUAAGCCCUGUUUAUUUGCAUUUGUACAACUUCAUCAAAAUGUCUGUGUUUGCAUCUCAGUACAAAAGUGUGUGUGUAUACAAGUUAAAUGGAGGACAUCUGUGUGCGUUGUGGGGGAUGCCUAAGUGUAAACUGUUUAGAUUAGACUGUAUGGAGUCUGGCCUUGCACUUUCAUCCGUCUUUUUCUUGAUCUACACUUUGGCUCAGAGUCUUUCAAUCCUAUCUCCAUCACUUCUCCACCAAUGAAUACAAUACAGAGAGAAUCGUACAAUGAUAUGUUAGUAUGUUUUAGACCGCAUGUGGUGGAGGUGAUCACAUUCAUUAUGAACAUGCUACUUCCGAAUACAUAAUCAUUACUCAUUCUUUGUAUUUUUAUUUUUUAAUUUUAAUCACCUAGUCAUCCUUAAACAGUUUUGUUAGUGAAUUGAAAUGUUUGUUUUAUAAAAUGCU